This is a messenger RNA of Xyrauchen texanus (razorback sucker), 2475 nucleotides long. Its product is annotated as CMP-N-acetylneuraminate-beta-galactosamide-alpha-2,3-sialyltransferase 2-like. Gene Ontology annotation, molecular function: beta-galactoside (CMP) alpha-2,3-sialyltransferase activity. Bases 203 to 1195 code for a protein of 330 amino acids. The transcript has 7 exons. The record is from RefSeq and is a predicted model, not a curated record. NCBI's taxonomy places the organism in Eukaryota, Metazoa, Chordata, Actinopteri, Cypriniformes, Catostomidae.
CAGACAUACAGACAGCGCAGGAUCCAUUCCACAGUCGGACUCUUUCGCGGGAAAAAGGCUUUUCUGAAAAAUUUUCAAAGCUGAUCUCAUGAAAUGAGUUCAAAAGUACCAGUCGAAUCAACUGAUGAUUCUGCAACCUAAACUUCAAUAAACAAUCCAAACCGACUCAACAUCAGAUAUCAGAAUCCCAUCAGAUUUUAAAAUGCACCUUUGUAAACAAAGGAAGGUUUACCUUGUGGUUCUGCUGAGCUUCAUUGGCAUCUUUAUGGUGACAAUACAUAAAGAACCUUAUGAAAAAAUAAUUUACUUAGUCAACAAUACCUUGGCAGAGCGGUUCUUUCGUGAAGAACCCUGUGCAUGUAUGGAACGAUGUUUGACGGCAAGCGACGAUGAGUGGUUUAUGGAAGUCUUCAGAGAAGAUAUUCCACCUCUUCUCUCUCUUGAAAACAGCAAGCUGUCUGGCGAUAUCUUUAAAUGGUGGCAGCGUCUACAGUCUAAUAGUCAGGCUAAUUACUCUCAAGUGAUUGAGGAGCUGUUUGCCAUCAUUCCUGGAGAAGAGCACUACAGAGACAGCGGCCCACAUCGCUGUCGAACUUGUGCUGUGGUGGGGAACUCUGGCAACCUUAUAGGAUCACACUAUGGUCCUCUUAUAGACAACAAUGAUUUCGUAAUGAGAAUGAAUAAGGCACCAAUUGAAGGCUUUGAAAAUGACGUGGGAUUCAGGACGACCCACCGGAUCAUGUACCCAGAAAGUGCCGUCCAUCUAGACAACUCCACCCAUCUGGUGCUGUUUCCCUUCAAAAUACUGGAUAUCCAGUGGAUCACCAGUGCUCUAUCCACUGGAACUAUCAAACGAACACGGUUUAAGGUUAUAGACAAGAUACAAGCCAACAAGGACUAUGUGAUGGUUAUGCACCCUGCUUUCAUGCAUUAUGUGCACAAUUCCUGGCUGAAGAGCAAGUCUCCGAAAGCUUAUCCAUCCACGGGUUUUCUUGCACUAAUGUUUGCACUACAUGUCUGUGAUGAGGUCAACGUGUUCGGUUUUGGUGCAAACAGUAAAGGGAUUUGGCACCACUAUUUUGAAAAGAUUCCCAAGACGUUCAGACACACUGGAAAACACAGAGGAGGAGCCGAGUACAGUAUCAUCUUAAAACUUCACCAAAAGAAUAAAAUCACUCUUUACCCUGGGUGGUGAGAAGGAUUAUAUGAGUUUGAGUCUGUAUGUUUAAUAAAAUUAACUUAUUUACUGUAUUUAUGUACUGGCAUUACCUGUUCUGUUGUUUUUCUCUUCACUAUAAAAAAAAAAAAUCACUAUCCUAAACAAAGAUUUAUUGAAUGUUCCCAUGUUCACAUUACAAAAAAAAAGAAAAAAUCAAUCAAUGAAUGGUAAAUGGUCUGCACUUAUAUUGCACCUUUUUGGUAUUCAAAGCACUUUACACUGUGACUCAUUCACCCAUUCAUACACCAAUGGCAGCAGAGCUGCCAUGCAAGGUGCUAGCCUGCCAUUGGGAGCAACUUGGGGUUCAGUGUCUUGCCCAAAGACACUUCAGCAUGUGGAGUCAUGGGGCCAGGAUUCAAACCACCAACCCUGCGAUAAGUGGCUGACCCACUCUACCAACUGAGCCACAGCCGCCCAUAUUCACACGACAGGUUCUUGUAUGGCACAUUUCAAUGAUGAAAAAAAGUGUCAUAUCAUACAUUUGUGUUGGGACACAUUCAGAAUUUUUGUUUGGUUUACUGUAACUGGGCAGGGGAUUUCCAUUAUGGUGAAGAGAGAUAUUUAUUACUCUCUCAACUGAGCAUUUGCUGUAUUAUUUACUGCUUCCCACCAGCAUGUAUUGUGCAUGCUAACUGUACAAUCACUCUCACUAGCUUGUACAGUAUAUACAGGAAUAAAAUAUUUAUUUGAGUUACUUUGACAUGUCAAAUUAUGAUUUCCCAAUUCAGUUAGGUUCCCGCUUCAGAAUGUAUGAGUUGAGAUUUCAGAGUAAUUUUAAGCUAAGAAAACUAAUUUCAAACACGUGGCACCCUGUCUACGUUUGAAUCACAUUCAGCCAAAUAAUUGUAUUUUGUAUUUUUUUGAGUGUAUACAUCUAUUUGAUAUAUUUUGCAUUAUAUUUACGCAAACUCUUACAAAACUUAUUGUGGUUGCAUCUGUAAAUGGUUGCACAUAUAUGAAUGUUUACAUAUACAGUAGCACAAUUUUUAAAUGAAGAAACAAUGUUUUCCAAACUGUAAUCUCUGUCUUUAAGAACAACAGAAACCAUUUAAACUUUGAACUUGACAUUGAAGACACUGUUCAGAAAGGAGCAUGUUUAAUAUUGCACGCAAACAGAAAAUACACAAUCCAUUAUUGAUAUUGUACCUGCCUCAAUCCCUUGUUGGCCUUGCAAUGCCCAAGGGUAAUUGGCUGCCAAAGGCCAUUGGCCCCCAGAAAGCACCAAGGAGGCACGGUGAAGCCCCUGAAGUGACAGU